AUCACAACACCCCUACUUCCGGUUUAACAUAAUUAUAGGACGAGAAGAAGAAAUCUCCCGCCCCAUCCGCUCUUCUGUUUUAAACCGCGGCGGGACUUUUCUGUCUGUUCACUUGGGCUGUGUUGAAGGUGCUCAAACAUCAUUACACUAAAAACACCACGACAAAAAUGGUGAGGACUAAAGCCGACAGUGUUCCUGCAACUUACAGAAAAGCUGUUGCAGCCGCUGCACCCCGGAAGUCUCUGGGGUCCAGUUCAGCGAACUCCGCCUCCUCUUCCAGCAGCCAGUCCUCUACACCUGGGAAGGGCAAAUAUGCUGGUGGUAACCCGGUGUGUCCCCGUCCCACCCCCACCUGGCAGAAGGGAAUCGGAGACUUUUUUGGUGGUCCCCCUAGGAAACCGGAGAAGGAGAACAAGAAACCUAUAGUGGAGGAUGGUGAAGAGGCCGGAGGCAGUGGGAUGUCAAAGUCAAGCAGAAAAUCCAGACCGCUGGCUAUCGAGGACGAGGAUGACGAUUGAGGAUCAGACUAAAUGAAUGAUUUUACUGAUGUUCAUUUUUAUCCUGUUAUUGCCUUUAAUGAUUUGAAUUUGCCUAGUUGCAUUUUGAUGUAAAUCUGUACAUAUAUUUUUACUAAUUCACUUUUUGUUAGACCAUUAAACUUUCUUAUGUUUUGUAA
Sphaeramia orbicularis (orbiculate cardinalfish) is the source of this 676-nucleotide messenger RNA. RefSeq names its product PCNA clamp associated factor (gene pclaf). Lineage: Eukaryota; Metazoa; Chordata; Actinopteri; Kurtiformes; Apogonidae. Gene Ontology annotation, biological process: regulation of cell cycle; translesion synthesis. The record is from RefSeq and is a predicted model, not a curated record. Gene Ontology annotation, cellular component: nucleus. The transcript has 4 exons. Gene Ontology annotation, molecular function: chromatin binding. The coding region runs from base 168 to 518 and encodes 116 amino acids.